This is a messenger RNA of Hymenoscyphus albidus, 635 nucleotides long. The record is from the annotation of a GenBank genome assembly. NCBI's taxonomy places the organism in Eukaryota, Fungi, Ascomycota, Leotiomycetes, Helotiales, Helotiaceae.
AUGCCGAAAGAACCAGUGACUAACAUGCGAUGCCACUCCCCCCACCAACCUUACCCACCUGCAAAACCCAACCCUAACCAAAGAAAGCAGAACCAAACACAUAUUCCAGAACGCACAUAGUCCCUCAAAAAGAAUGAUGAAAUCCAGGCACAACUGGGUCUUAAUGCUCCCCAAGGUCUCCCCAAGUUCCUUGGUAUCCUUAUCAUCAGUGUUAAGAUGGCUAAUCGAGAUGGGGGAUCAGGGACCAAGUGUCGUGAUUCGAACAACGCAGGGCGAGGGAGGCACUAAGGCACGUAUGAGCUGGCAAUGACCUGGGUUUGCGAUGACUGCAACGGCGCCCUGGAAAAUGGACUGGCUGGAUCCCAAGAUUCAGGGAAGGUUUUUUUUGGGUGUUAUGUGCCGGAUUUAAGGAGUGAGGUGGUGGUGGGUUUAAUGGAUGCGAUGCGGAUGCUGUAGCUGACCGCAUCUUCAGCCAGUGUGUUGUGCUUUUUUUUGUUUACCUUGGGAGGCGAGUGUAGUAGGUGGUUGGUGGUAGCUGUGUUUUGCCACCUGCCCUCUCAAGUCUGUUUACCGAGCAAGUAAGAGUUUGCUGGCAAACCAAACACAAACCAAGGUUGUAGAGGCUAGUAGUACUC